AUUGACGUGUCUCUCUCUCUUUCUCUCCAUUCUUCCGUGAUCAAAGGCACUGGUUAUCACAGUUGAAGGUUCUUGAAUUCCUCACUUUUUCUCUGUACUUUCCCGUGCAGUGUUCAUAAGGACCCUAUUUUCUUGGAACCUACGCGAUUUUUCCUUCUAGUUAAGAGAGUGAGAAGUAGUGGUAACUGAAGAUGGCUACUCGUAAAAUUGAGAAGAUGGCUUCAAUUGAUGCUCAGUUGAGGUUGCUGGCACCCAGGAAGGUUUCUGAUGAUGAUAAAUUGGUGGAGUAUGAUGCUUUGUUGCUGGAUAGGUUCCUUGACAUUCUUCAGGAUUUGCAUGGUGAAGAUAUUAGGCAAACGGUUCAAGAUUGUUAUGAGCUGUCAGCUGAGUAUGAAGGGAAUUAUAAGCCUGAGAAAUUGGAGGAACUUGGGAACAUGCUGACUGGUCUUGAUGCAGGGGAUUCUAUUGUCAUUGCCAAGUCGUUUUCUCACAUGCUUAAUUUGGCCAACUUGGCAGAAGAAGUUCAGAUUGCUUACAGGAGAAGGAUCAAGUUAUUAAAGAAAGGUGAUUUUGCUGAUGAGAACUCUGCCAUAACUGAGUCUGAUAUUGAAGAGACUUUCAAGAAGCUUGUGACUGAACUGAAGAAGACCCCUCUGGAAGUCUUUGAUGCUUUGAAGAACCAAACUGUAGACUUAGUCCUAACUGCCCAUCCUACUCAGUCAGUUCGCAGAUCUUUGCUGCAAAAGCAUGGAAGGAUAAGGGAUUGUUUAUCCCAGUUGUAUGCUAAAGAUAUUACACCAGAUGAUAAACAGGAACUUGAUGAGGCUCUACAAAGAGAGAUUCAAGCUGCAUUUCGUACAGAUGAAAUUCGAAGGACUCCUCCUACACCACAAGAUGAGAUGAGGGCAGGAAUGAGCUACUUUCAUGAGACAAUUUGGAAAGGAGUACCAAAGUUUUUGCGCCGGGUUGACACUGCUCUAAAAAACAUUGGAAUAAAUGAACGUGUCCCAUAUAAUGCCCCUGUUAUUCAGUUCUCUUCUUGGAUGGGAGGAGAUCGCGAUGGUAAUCCCAGAGUAACCCCUGAAGUCACAAGGGAUGUGUGUUUGCUGGCAAGAAUGAUGGCUGCUAAUUUGUACUUCUCUCAGAUAGAGGAUCUCAUGUUUGAGUUGUCUAUGUGGCGCUGCAGUGACGAGCUCCGUGUUCGAGCUCAUGAACUUCAUAGAUCCUCAAAGAGAGAUGCCAAACAUUAUAUUGAGUUUUGGAAACAAAUUCCUCCAAACGAGCCAUAUCGUGUUAUUCUUGGUGAAGUGAGGGAUAAACUGUAUAACACCCGUGAACGUGCUCGUCAGUUAUUAGCCAAUGGGACCUCUGACAUCCCUGAAGAAACAACCUUCACAAAUGUUGAGCAGUUCCUGGAGCCUCUUGAACUCUGUUAUAGGUCACUAUGUGCAUGUGGUGACCGGCCUAUAGCUGAUGGAAGCCUUCUUGAUUUCUUGCGCCAAGUUUCUACAUUUGGACUUUCGCUCGUAAGACUUGACAUCCGUCAAGAGUCAGAUAGACACACUGAUGUUAUGGAUGCAAUUACAAAACACUUGGAGAUUGGAUCAUACCGAGAAUGGUCUGAGGAACGCAGGCAGGAAUGGCUAUUGUCUGAGCUCAGCGGAAAGCGCCCUCUCUUUGGCCAUGAUCUUCCUAAAACAGAAGAAAUAGCCGACGUUUUGGAUACAUUCCGUGUCAUUGCAGAACUUCCUUCAGACAACUUUGGUGCCUAUAUCAUCUCAAUGGCAACGGCUGCAUCUGAUGUGCUUGCAGUUGAGCUCUUACAACGUGAAUGUGGUGUGAAGCAGCCAUUAAGGGUUGUUCCACUGUUUGAAAAACUUGCUGAUCUUGAGGCUGCUCCUGCUGCAGUAGCCCGGCUUUUCUCUAUAGAUUGGUACAGAAACCGCAUCGAUGGGAAGCAAGAAGUUAUGAUAGGAUACUCAGAUUCAGGGAAAGAUGCUGGUCGUUUUUCUGCAGCUUGGGCACUAUACAAGGCUCAAGAAGAACUUGUAAAGGUUGCAAAGGAGUUUGGUGUUAAGCUGACAAUGUUCCAUGGCAGAGGAGGGACUGUUGGAAGAGGAGGCGGCCCAACUCAUCUUGCUAUCUUAUCUCAGCCACCAGAUACUAUUCAUGGCUCACUUCGUGUAACGGUUCAGGGCGAAGUUAUUGAACAGUCAUUUGGAGAGGAGCACUUGUGCUUUAGAACACUUCAGCGUUUCACUGCUGCUACACUUGAGCAUGGAAUGCAUCCUCCUGUGUCACCAAAACCAGAAUGGCGCGCCCUCAUGGAUGAGAUGGCUGUCAUUGCUACGAAGGAGUAUCGCUCGAUUGUUUUUCAAGAACCUCGUUUUGUUGAAUACUUCCGAUGUGCAACUCCCGAGUUGGAGUAUGGGCGAAUGAAUAUUGGAAGUCGUCCAUCAAAACGAAAGCCAAGUGGAGGAAUCGAAUCACUCCGUGCUAUUCCUUGGAUUUUUGCUUGGACACAAACAAGGUUCCACUUACCAGUGUGGCUUGGCUUUGGGGAAGCAUUCAAGCAUGUUAUUGAGAAGGAUCCAAAGAAUCUCCAAAUGCUUCGGGACAUGUACAAUCAAUGGCCUUUCUUCAGGGUCACCAUUGACUUGGUUGAGAUGGUUUUUGCCAAAGGAGACCCCGGUAUUGCCGCCCUAUAUGACAAACUCCUAGUGACAGGUGAGCUUUGGCCAUUUGGAGAGCGUUUAAGAGAAAAAUUCGAAGAAUGCAAGAGCUUUCUCCUCCAGGUUGCUGGGCACAGGGAUCUUCUUGAAGGAGAUCCUUACUUGAAGCAAAGGCUUCGCCUUCGAGACUCAUACAUCACAACCCUCAAUGUCUUGCAAGCCUACACAUUGAAGCGAAUUCGUGACCCUGAUUACCAUGUGAAGUUGAGGCCACACUUGUCAAAGGACUACACGGAAUCAAGCAAGCCAGCAGCAGAGCUUGUGAAACUUAACCCAAAAAGUGAGUAUGCUCCUGGUCUUGAAGACACCCUUAUUUUGACCAUGAAGGGUAUUGCUGCUGGCAUGCAAAACACCGGUUAAGCAAAGUUGCCAUAGUGUCAUGCGCAGUGUUGUUUCUCUAAUAUUAUGUGUUGUGUUUGUUGUGACAUUGGAGUUUUGAACUAAUGUCAAAUGACUAUUACCCUAAUCUUAUAGUAUAUUAUUGUAGAAUAAAUGUUGGAUUUAGUUAA
Messenger RNA from Lotus japonicus, 3241 nucleotides. RefSeq names its product phosphoenolpyruvate carboxylase 2. Bases 192 to 3092 code for a protein of 966 amino acids. NCBI's taxonomy places the organism in Eukaryota, Viridiplantae, Streptophyta, Magnoliopsida, Fabales, Fabaceae. Gene Ontology annotation, cellular component: apoplast; cytosol; chloroplast. The record is from RefSeq and is a predicted model, not a curated record. Gene Ontology annotation, biological process: leaf development; carbon fixation; tricarboxylic acid cycle. Gene Ontology annotation, molecular function: phosphoenolpyruvate carboxylase activity. The transcript has 11 exons.